Leucoraja erinaceus (little skate) is the source of this 5755-nucleotide messenger RNA. Its product is annotated as erythroblast NAD(P)(+)--arginine ADP-ribosyltransferase-like. The transcript has 3 exons. NCBI's taxonomy places the organism in Eukaryota, Metazoa, Chordata, Chondrichthyes, Rajiformes, Rajidae. The record is from RefSeq and is a predicted model, not a curated record. Gene Ontology annotation, molecular function: NAD+ poly-ADP-ribosyltransferase activity; NAD+-protein-arginine ADP-ribosyltransferase activity. The coding region runs from base 849 to 1859 and encodes 336 amino acids.
AACUAAAUUACACUAAAUCUCUGGAGGACAUGGAUAAGUGACAUUUUGGGUCAGGACCUUUCUUCAGACUGAACACAGAUUGAGUCUGAUGAGGGGACCCGACACAAAACAUCACCUAUUCUUGUCCUCUAGAGAUGCUGCCUGACCCGUUGAGUUCCCGGAGGUUGCAGGUGGUUGCUGGAGGUUGCAGGUAGUAGAAGCAGGUAGGGAGACUGACAAAAACCUCCGGGAACCUCUGGGAACCGCUCGGAAACCUUGGGUGGGGCGCAAAGUCUCCAGAGGUUUCCAUUCAGGUUUCCUAAGUGAGACAGGGGCAUUACUCCAGCACUGUAUUCUACACAAAAUUCCAACAUCUGCAGUUCCUUGUAUCCACAUUAACAAUCCUUGUGCUAACACUGGCAGGGACCAUAAUGGAGGAAGUGGAACUCGAGGCCGAAGUGGAACUCGACGCAUGUUGCAACACUGUCUGACACUAUGACUCUAAACCAUCAUCUGCCUCUUGGAACUGACAUCCUGGCCAAAGAUAAGUUUCUGUCUCAUGAGGAAUCAGUCCCAAAAUUGACACCAGCCUGUCAGCACUGUUUCAAUGAAAUGAAUACUGAAAACUCUGCCUGCCUGCCUACCUUGAGGCAGGGUAUGUUUCAUUUCUUUAUUUUUAAACUUGGCCUCUAGAAUAUUCCAACAGAUCAGCAACUGUUUGCGAUCAUCCAGCAAAUCAGCAGGAGGACAGGCACGGAUUGUGUCCCAGAGACACAAGGCUAAGUGGGACAGUGUGUAGGAUACCUGUCAGGUUAUUCCCCGCAACAGGCAUCAGAAAGGUUCCUCCCGCAGUAUCUCAUCACAUAAACAUGAAUGUUGCACAAUUCCAAGACACUGCAAUGAGGUUUCUGCGUUUCUUUCUGAUUUUUAUUCUGAGUUAUUGCCGGAUAAAUGGCUUUUAUCUAAGUUCAGAACACCACUUGUGCCAUGUUGCCGAGAAGAAGGGCGCCAUCCAAAUGGAUAUGGCGGUGAAUUCUGCUGAUUACCACUUCAAUCACAGCCCAGAGUCGGACAAGAUAGCAAUCGACUACAUUGAGGUGGAACGGAAGAAUAAUGGCACAUUCUACGAUGCAGCCUGGCUCCAGGCCUCUGAGGAAUGGCAGCGCAGAAAGCUGAAGGUCAGCAUUCCAGAGGGAUUGCUGGAAGAGCACGUCAUAGCAGUCUUGUGCUACACCUCAGACCUGCCACCUCUCUACAGAAAUUUCAAUAAAGCCAUCAGAAACUACGGUGUGAAUGAUGAAAUAUAUUCUAAAUGUUUCCACUACAAAAGUCUACAUUACCUUCUGUCAGUCACUCUCAGCAUAUUACAGAAGAGUGCUUGGCGCCCUGAUCCAGGAACACGUGUUUACAGAGGGAUGGACAGGAGGGUUCAGGUCAGCAAAGGGAAAAACAUUCGUUUUGGGCAGUUUGCAUCAACGUCUUUGGAUAUAAUGCAGUCCAUUACAACGUUCACCAAUGAGGAGACGAGCAGCAACACUCUCUUCAACAUCACCACAGCCCAUGGCGUCUCCAUCCAGAACCUUUCCUUCUUCCGCACUGAGGAGGAAGUGCUCAUCCCACCUCACGAGGUGUUUAAAGUUACAAAAGUGGUCGACUGGGAAGUUGAAGAUGGGGGUCUGGGUGUCAACAUCGUCCUCUCAUCCAUCGGGACCCAGCAGACAGAGGUCCGCCUAGAGUCUGAUGGUCCUGGCCACCUGCGGGUGGUGAGAGUGCUGGAAGCUCCAACUUUGUGGUGGGCCUCCAUUCUGAUCAUUCUGCUGAUUUUGCUGCUCGCUCUUUGCAUCGUGUUUUUGAAGAAACGGAAGUUAAUUUCUGGUUGACUUGAACCUGCAGAAUUUGUGAAGCAGAGACAGUCUCUCACAACAUGGACGAUGAUGCCACCCACUUCUAAUUACUGCCCAGCCUUCUGCAGAGUUGCCUGGCUUCAUUGGCUGUUUUGGAUUCAUCUCAUUCCAAAUGUAAAGAUCCUGCUAAAUAUCAUUGAAGAGUAGCAAUUAUUAAUUUGUAGCUUCAAGGCAAGAGACUUCACGUGAAAUAAUCAUCACUGAAACAAAGAGAAAGGGCAAAAUAUCUUUUGACUGUUCCUAGGGAAGUACAAGGCUACACCUGUUCUUGAUUCAUAAGACACAGCAAAAGAUAAACUGUAGGUGGGGCUGCAGAUAGGGAAUCCUUUUUCAGCACCCCCUUACAUUUUGUGCACUCCCAAAGGACCUCCCCUGUUCUUGGUGCUUAAUACCACGUUUCCUUUCUUGUUUUUGUCGAAUGCUCAACCUCCCUUAAUAUACGGUAUAUCCUUGACUUGCCAUCAUUUACUCUUCACUCGUAUAUGAACAAAUUGUCUUUGAUUUCUCAUUUUUUCCCUUUCAAUAGAUUCUCAUUUCCCAAAAGUGGAAUUAUUUUUAUUUUUUAUUUUUUUUAUUUUAUUUAUUAAAAGUAAAGUACAUUACAAUAAUACAAGCCAAAUAUAACUUAAUACAUUUCUUGUACCACUUCAUUUUUUAAAAAGAGAGAAAGGUAAUGAAAAUGAGAUAGAAUCGUGAGUGUGUGAAAAAGUGAUUUAAAAAAAAGACCCAUAGGCACGAAAAGUUAGAGAAAAAAGUUAAGAAGUAAGCCAUGGAAAAGAAUAAAGAGAAAAAGAAACAAAAGCUAUGUUAAAAGUAAAAAACAGAGCUGGAAGAGUCCUCUCUCUCCAUUACUAUCCAAUCCGCCUGCUGGGCAGAAUUGUCCAACAGGAGAAUCAGAUUUUUGAUAUUUACUGCCCACUAAUAAUACAAAAAAUUAGGAAGUGCAUCUACAAAAUUCUUUAGGUUUACUCAAGUGUGUUCUUUGUAUUCUAUGGGAUUUAUAGUCCCAUAUAAAAUUUAUAAUGUCUGAGUCCAGUUUAAAAAAAAACCUUUUAUGGUAGGUAUAUGGGAAUUGACUGGAAUAGAUAUAGAAUUUGUGGUAGAAAGAUCAUUUUUAUAGCAUUUAUUCGACCUAUUAAAGACAUCGGAAGCGUUUUCCAAAAUUUAAUUAGAGCGUUUAAUUUCUUAAGUAUGGGGCUGUAAUUUGCAUUAAACAUAUCUUGAUAUUUUCUAGUGAUUUCAAUUCCCAAAUUUUUAAAUUUUUCUGUAGCAAUUUUAAAAGGGAAUUUUAAAAGGUGUGUUGAGUCUCUGGGUUUUAUUGACAUAAUUUCACUUUUAUUCCAAUUUAUUCUGUAUCCUGAAAAAGAUCCAAAAUCCUCUUAUUAGGUUUAAUAUGUUUGGUAUACUAAUUUGGGAUUUUGUGAUGUACAAUAGUACAUCAUCUGCGUAUAAAGAUAUUUUAUUAUUUGAAUAUUUUGUAUUAUAACCAUGGAUGUUCGGAUGUGAUCUGCUAAAGGUUCUAUUACAAGAGCAAAUAGCAGCGGUGAUAGUGAGCAUCGCUGUCUAUUGCCCCCUGAUAAUUGAAAUUUCGUAGACAAUAUAUUGUUGGUUAAUAUUCUAGCAGUAGGCUUAUUAUAUAAUAGUUUUAUCCAUUAGAUGAAAUUCUCUCCCAUUUGAAAUGUUUGCAAUACUUUGACCAGGUAGUCCCAUUCAACUUGAUCAAAUGCUUUUUCUGCAUCCAAUGAGAUAAUUGAUAAGUCUUGUUCUUCUGUUUUAUAUGAGUGCAUUAUAUUGAACAGACGUCUCAAAUUAUUACAUGAUUGUCUCUUGGGUAUGGACCCCGUUUGAUCAGCAUUUAUUAUUUUACUGACAUAUUUACUUAGUCUUCUAGCUAAUGUUUUUACUAGUAUUUUUUGAUCUGUAUUUAACAGUGCAAUGGCUCUGUAUUAACCGGGUUCUUCUAUAUCUUUAUCUAUUUUAAGUAUUAGUGUAAUCAUUGAUUCUGCUAGUGUUUCUGGUAAAAAUUUGUUCUUUAAAAGCGUAUGUAUACAUUUUAUGUAAACGUGGUGUAAUUGUCUCAUAAAAACUUUUAUAAAAUUCAUUACUGAAUCCGUCUGGUCCUGGUGUUUUUCUAUUCUUUAAUGAGUUUAUUGUUUCUUCUAUUUCCUUGAUUGAAAUUUGUGCUCCCAGUUCCUCUUGUUCCCUCAACUCAAGUUUUGGGAGAUUACAGUUAUCCAAGAACUCUGUAACUAGUAUUGUCUGUUAACGUUUUAGAUGUAUAUAAAUUCUGAUAAAAUUGAGCGAAUCUUUUAUUAAUAUCAUUAGGUAGUGUUAGCAACUCUCCUCUAUCUGAUUUAAUCUUUAGAAUCAUGUGUUCUUUUUCCCGUUUUUUCAAUUGGCGUGCAAAAGUUUGUGCGGUUUAUCCCCAAAUUUGAAAUGUUCCUGUUUUGUGAUUUGGAAUAGUCUUAUAACUUUUGCUGAUAGUAUUUUAUUUAAUUUAAAUUUCAAUAUUGAUAUUUUAUUAUGUUUAUCCAUAGUUGGGUCUUUAGCGUUAUCUAUAUCCAAUUGUCUGAUUUGUUCUUCUAACUGUCUUUGUUUGUUCUUAUUCUUUUAAUUUUGAAAAGCUUGAUAUGAAAUUAUAACUCCUCUAAUAAACGCUUUGAAAGAUUCCCAUAGUAAAGUAGGUGAAAUAUCUGGUGUGUCAUUAGUCUCAAAAAAAAAGUCCAUUUGUUGUUUUAAAUAUAUACUCCCUUAUGGGUCGUUUAAAAUUUGAGGAUUAAACCUCCAAAAAGAUUUAUUAUUAGACAUCCUUCCAGUUUUAAAAAUAAAGUUAGCGGGGUGUGGUCAGAGAUAAUGCUGUUGUGAUAUUUUGGGUUCAUUAAUUUUGUGUCCACUAUGAAAUAGUCUAUACGUGAGUAUGUUUUGUGUACCAUUGAAUAAAACGAGUAUUCCCUUCCAACCAGAUUCUCGAUCCUCCAAACAUCUGUUAUAUUUGUAUUUUUUAUGUAUGUAUUUAAGAGUUCACUUGUUUUGGAUUUUGUAUUACCUCUCUGUUUUUGUAUAGAUUUAUCUAAGUACGGAUCUAAAACGCAAUUAAAGUCUCCCCCAAUUAUAACAUUUUGGUAAUUAAACUGAAAUUAUAUUCAAGAUUUUAUUUUAAAAAUGGGGAUUAUCAAAAUUGGGCGCAUAUAUAUUUACCAUGGUGAUUGGCGUAGCGUGGAUCUCUCCGGUAACUAUGAGAUAUCUCCCUUCCUUAUCUAUUAUGAUAUUCUUUGAUUUAAAUGGUAUGCCUUUACGAAUGAUAAUUGCCGUACCUCUGGAUUUCGAGGUAUAUCAAGAAUUAUAUAUUUGGCCUAUCCAAUUUGCCCUCAGUCUAGCCUGAUCUUGGGAUUUGAGAUGAGUUUCUUGUAAGAAAAUUAUGUCUGAAUUGAACGAUUUCAAUUGUGCGAAUAUCUUACCCCUUUUAAUAGGUUCAUUAGCACCCCUUAUGCUCCAACUGCAGAAUGUGAUUCCUCCAAAUUUGUUUGUCAUCUUGCAUUUUAAAUGGUUUUAAUACCCUUAAAUCAUAUGGUACCUCAGGUCUCUGGAUAUUGGGGGAACAUUUGCACUACAAAAUUCCGUUGGUACAUCCCUUUUGAGAAUAUCCUUAAAAAAAAAAACAAUUAAGUGUAACAUUAUGUGAUUAAACAAAAUUGAAAAAGUGAAAUUACAGGGUCUAAAAAUAUCGACACUGUAACAAAUUAACCACCCAUUGGUGAGAGCUAACAUUGAAUUGACUUUCCAUUGUUGAUAGUAUACAAUUAGCUCUGCUCCCUUAAUUAUUCUUGCCAUAGGAAGUCGGGCCCUUUCAGAAUCGAUUAUAUAUCUCCCAA